Emiliania huxleyi CCMP1516 is the source of this 1750-nucleotide messenger RNA. RefSeq lists its product as hypothetical. Gene Ontology annotation, molecular function: endopeptidase activity; serine-type peptidase activity; protein binding. Gene Ontology annotation, biological process: proteolysis; signal transduction. NCBI's taxonomy places the organism in Eukaryota, Haptophyta, Isochrysidales, Noelaerhabdaceae. Gene Ontology annotation, cellular component: outer membrane-bounded periplasmic space. Bases 102 to 1634 code for a protein of 510 amino acids. The record is from RefSeq and is a predicted model, not a curated record. The transcript has 4 exons.
CCCUGGCCUCCGCCCUAACCGGUGGCGGCCCGCACGCUCGACAGAACCCGGACGACGUCCGUGUUUCACGAAAACACACACUCCCAGGCCAGCACACGCCAAUGAUGCUGCCCAGCCUGGUGGUCGUGCUCGCCGGUUCCUCCUCCACGCCACAGAGGCGGCGGCUCGACGUGCUAUUCGAAGUGCUCUCGCGCACGCACGGCGGCCCUAGCUUCAUCAGCCGCUCAGACCUGCUCCUGCUGCGCGCGGCAGCGGCCCGGCGCUUCGAGGCUGCCCCACGCGAGGGCGAAGAGGCGCGUUUUACGGACGCGUGCGAGUGGGUCAUGAGCCAGCUGGAUGAUCCCCACGCCAGCUUCCUCCCGCCCGAACGCGCCGAGGCCUUGAGCAGCCGCUACCACGGCCAGCUCGACCUCGGCGUGCGCACAACCCACGAACCGCUCGAGAGCCGGGCAAAGGGCGGGUGGCGCGCCCUGCGGCUGCCGCCGCGCAAGGCGCAGCCGCAGGCCGUGCGCACCAUCGUCAGUGCCGUGGCCGAGCGCUCUCCGGCAGCGCUCGCGGGCUUGCGCGUCGGCGACGAGGUGCUCGAGGUGGCGGGGAAGGCUUUGGCAGCGAGCGGCGGCCCGGAGGCGGACGCGCUGCUGCAGGCGGAAGAGAACGAGCGCGUGCCGAUGCUGGUCCGACGCGCGGGCUGCCGCGCCCCCAUCCACCUCUCCCUGCGGUGCGCGCUGCUCCCUCCUCCCUCCGUCUCCUCGCGCACCGUGCGGCUGCCUGCGCGCGCAGCCGCCUCUGCCGCCCCGGGGCAGCCGGGCGGGCGCAGCGAGGGAGGGGGGCACGCUGCCGUCCUGCGCAUCCACCAUUUCGGCGCGGGCACUGCCGCCGAGCUCUGCAGCGAGCUGCGCAAGCUGCGCGCGCGAGUGGACGGCAGCGGCAGCGGCGGAGGCGGCGCGGGCGAGCCUGUGCGCGGCGGUGACAGCGGCAGCGACGGCGCCGGUGCGCUAGACCUGCCACUAGACCUGCGGGCCGUGCUCUUCGACUUGCGCGACAACGACGGCGGGUUGUUGUCCGCGUCGGUGGCGAGUGCUCGCAGCUUGCUCCCGCGAGGCGCCCACGUCCUCUCCCUCCAAAAGAGGCGGCGCGGCUCUCUGCGGACAGUGCGCUCCUUCCGCCGCCGCUGGUACCACCGCGCCUCCCCUCUCGGCUCGUGCCGGCGGGGUGGCGGCCGCCCUGCCUUGCCCGACGGCACGGCGGGGGGCGCCCUCGGCAGCGGGUCCUUCGGCUGCGGGGUCCCCGUCAUCGUGCUCGUCAACCAGCAGCAGACGGCGUCCGCCGCCGAGAUCUUCGCGGCGGCGCUCGCGCAUGCGGGCAACGCGCUCGUCCUCGGCACGCAGACCUUCGGCAAGGGCACCUCGCAGGCGUUCGUCCACCUCCCGGGUGGCCACGGCCUCACCUUCACGGUCUACUCGCUCGCCGCCGGCGCGGCGAGCGCGUCGCACCCCCUGAACGACGGCGUCGCGCCGCACGUACGCUGGCAGUGGUGGUCCGCCGUGAGCACCGCCACGGCAGCCGCGGACCGCGAGAUCGCGCUCGCCGCCGACGCGGCACUGCGCGCAACCUCUUGCUCAGCGGCAGCGUGAUCGCUCAUCUCAGUCUCUCUUCUCCGCUCCUACAACACCGCGCUAUGAACUAGAUGUUCUGCGCGCUCUCCGCCAUUAUUCGUGCGGUAUUGAUGCUCACGCUGAGAAAAAAUCUG